Phytomonas sp. EM1 is the source of this 450-nucleotide messenger RNA. NCBI's taxonomy places the organism in Eukaryota, Euglenozoa, Kinetoplastea, Trypanosomatida, Trypanosomatidae. The record is from the annotation of a GenBank genome assembly.
AUGGCCCUUCGUCGGAUUCAAAAGGAGCUGAAGGACUUGGUGAAAGACCCGCCUGCCAACCUCAGCGGCGGCCCUGUCAACGAGUCGGAUAUCUUCCACUGGCAUGCGACCAUUAUGGGGCCGGAGAAAUCACCCUACGCGGGUGGUCUUUUCUUCCUCCAGAUCCACUUCCCCUCCGAUUACCCUUUUAAACCGCCACGAGUCCAGUUCAUGACGAAGAUUUAUCACCCAAACAUCAACAGCAACGGGGGGAUUUGCCUAGAUAUCCUAAAGGAGCAGUGGUCGCCCGCCCUGACGAUCUCGAAGGUGCUGCUUUCCGUCUGCUCGCUGCUGACGGAUCCGAACCCGGAGGAUCCGUUGGUGCCCGAUAUCGCACGGCAAUACAAAAGUGAUAAAGCGGCUUUUGAAAAGACCGCGGCAGAGUGGACGCGGCAGUACGCGAUGAUGUAG